AUGGCCACGCUCGCAGUGCUGUCGGAGGACUCGAAACUAGAGAUCUCCAAAUGUGUGAUGAUGGCACUGGUGCAUGAUCUUGCUGAAGCGCAAGUUGGCGAUAUCCCACCGAGAGAAGGAAUACCAAAGGAGGAAAAGCACAGACUAGAAUCCGACGCUAUGCACAACAUCGUGCACGACAUGAUUCAAAAUAGCCCAGCUGUGCAGAAAAUCGACGCUCUCUGGAUGCAGUACGAAGACGGACAAUCUCCUGAAGCUAAAUUCGUCAAAGACCCUGCUCCCAUCGACAUCUUCUAUCGCAAAUCCGGUACCCUCCCAUCUAACUCUAGAGUAUGA
Molecule: messenger RNA, 336 nt
Organism: Psilocybe cubensis
Lineage: Eukaryota; Fungi; Basidiomycota; Agaricomycetes; Agaricales; Agrocybaceae
Exons: 5
Coding region: 1-336 (111 amino acids)
Cellular component (GO): cytoplasm
Molecular function (GO): 5'-deoxynucleotidase activity
Source: RefSeq, a predicted model, not a curated record